Messenger RNA from Lasiosphaeria miniovina, 705 nucleotides. RefSeq lists its product as uncharacterized. The record is from RefSeq and is a predicted model, not a curated record. NCBI's taxonomy places the organism in Eukaryota, Fungi, Ascomycota, Sordariomycetes, Sordariales, Lasiosphaeriaceae. The transcript is spliced from 2 exons. Bases 1 to 705 code for a protein of 234 amino acids.
AUGUAUGGAACUGUGACGAACCUGGUUCGUACUGGACCAGCUGCAGGAGGCAGGCGCCUCAGGCAAGACUGGGGGCCCCGCUCGUCGAGAGCCAAUCAGACAGUGCCCGGUGCCAAGAGGGCUCUUGGCACCAGGCAAACGGAAGGACGCCCAAUCAGAGGUGGCCCGGUGCCAAGAAGGGUCUUGGCACCAGGCAAAUGGCCCGGCACGCUAGAAGUGCCCGGCGCCAGGCAGCUCCUUCCUGCCGGGCAAGCCUUUCUGACAACACUUGGCUUCAUCCACAAGGAGCUCACGGAGCUCCAUGCCCCUGUCAACGAUACCUUCCACGUCAAUGCUAUUGUUGGAAAGUUGAAGAAGACUUGGCCGGAGAGAAAUUUGUUCUGGCUCGCCGGCCUGAAGUCGGGAAGAAUGACCUGGACCACUUUGAGCUCUGAGCUUGAAGAGAUAUCUGCAAGCGAGGCUACGGCUAAGUUUUCUAAAGUCAUGGUCACUAGCAACAACAACAAGAGUGGACCCGGGUACGAGAUCAAAUGCCCAAAGGAAGGUUGCACGUAUAUGAUGAGCAACUACCACCAGAGCCUGCAGACAUCAUGGGCCAAAGAAUGCAGAGCACUGCUGGCCCUGUGGCCCAGAAAAGGCACCAGGCUUCUGAAAAGGAAGAAGGCCAUCGAGAAAAGAAGAAGCGUGAGGGCGCAGGCACGUUGA